AUGGCUGUGGCUGUUGGACUAACAGUGUGUGGGAAUCUGUUGGUGAUCAUCUCCAUCUCUCACUUCAGGCAGCUCCACACACCAACAAACCUGAUCCUGCUGUCCCUGGCUGUUGCAGACUUUCUAGUAGGAGCGUUUAUGUUACCUUUAACUGUGACAGCACUGAUAGAAAGCUGUUGGUACUUUGGGGACUUGCUAUGUUUUGUUUACUUGUUAUUUGCCUCUAUUCUUAUUUCAGUUUCUCUCAGUAAUCUGGUUUUAAUAGCCAUUGACCGUUAUUUUGCUGUAUGUGAACCUUUGCUUUACUCUACUAAAAUAACAGUAAAUUUGAUUCAAAUAUUGAUUCUACUCACCUGGUUCUUAUCACCAUCUUAUACAUUGGCUUUGGGUUAUUUUAAUGGAAAUUUUGAUAAUGCUGAUGCAUUAAAUGCUUGUCUUGGAGAGUGUUUAGUUAUAGUAAGUGAAUCUUGGGGAAUCAUUGAUAUAAUAAUUAAUUUUGUUUUUCCUUGCUCUACUAUAAUUACACUGUACAUAAAAAUAUUUACAGUUGCAAGAAGGCAUGCAAGAUUGAUCAAUGUUUUUACAGAGAAAAAUGUAGAAAAAUAUAAAAUGUCAAAACAAUCAGAAAGGAAAGCUGCAAAAACAUUAGGAAUUGUAGUUUUUUCCUUUCUUUUUUGCUGGGUGCCAUAUUACAUCUGGACACUCGUUGAAGGAAAUGUUAACGUAUCCAUAACAGCAUUUCAGUUUUCACCUAUUGUAAUAGUUUAUCUUAACUCUUGUAUCAAUCCAAUUAUUUAUGCCUUGUUUUAUCCUUGGUUUCAAAAGUCUGUCAAGCUCAUUUUAACAUUCAAAGUAUGUUACACAGAUUCGUCUUUCAUAAAUCUCUUUCCGAACAAUAUUUAA
Messenger RNA from Lepisosteus oculatus (spotted gar), 903 nucleotides. RefSeq names its product trace amine-associated receptor 13c-like. Gene Ontology annotation, molecular function: trace-amine receptor activity; neuropeptide Y receptor activity. Gene Ontology annotation, biological process: G protein-coupled receptor signaling pathway. Lineage: Eukaryota; Metazoa; Chordata; Actinopteri; Semionotiformes; Lepisosteidae. The record is from RefSeq and is a predicted model, not a curated record. Gene Ontology annotation, cellular component: membrane.